AUGUCUGAAUAUUUAAACAAAGCCUUACCAGUCGGAGACUACAAAUUCCAAUACAUUUCUAUCUUACCUACUGAUCCAGAAGCUGAAGCUUGUAAGUUACCAACCACAACCACCUGGGCCAAGUUCAUUAAGGAAAACAAAACUGUUGUCAUUACUGGUGCUCCAGCUGCCUUUUCCCCAACUUGUUCUGUAAGCCAUAUCCCAGGUUAUGUUGCCAAAUUGAAAGAUUUAGAAGCUAAAGGUGUUGAUCAAGUUGUUGUCUUGACUGUUGAUAACCCAUUUGCUAAUCAAGCUUGGGCCAAGAGUUUGGGUGUUAAAGAUACUACCCACAUUAAGUUUGGUUCUGAUGCUUCUUGUAAAUUCAUGAAGAGUUUGGGUAUGGAAUGGAAAUUAGAUGAAGAUGUCUUUUGGUCUGGUAGAUGGACUAUCAUUGUUAAGGAUGGUAUUGUUACCUAUGCCGGCAAGGAAGCUAACCCAGGUACUGAUGUAACUGUUUCUUCUAUUGAAUCAGCUUUAGCUAACUUAUAA
This is a messenger RNA of Henningerozyma blattae CBS 6284, 528 nucleotides long. RefSeq names its product thioredoxin peroxidase AHP1 (gene AHP1). The transcript has a single exon. Gene Ontology annotation, molecular function: thioredoxin peroxidase activity. Gene Ontology annotation, biological process: cellular response to oxidative stress; hydrogen peroxide catabolic process; cell redox homeostasis. Gene Ontology annotation, cellular component: mitochondrion; cytoplasm; peroxisome. Lineage: Eukaryota; Fungi; Ascomycota; Saccharomycetes; Saccharomycetales; Saccharomycetaceae. The coding region runs from base 1 to 528 and encodes 175 amino acids. The record is from RefSeq and is a predicted model, not a curated record.